AGCACCUGAUAGAUCCUUUAAAGGCUCUAAAACCUUAAAAGAGUGUACGAGCCGUCUCGAAGAAAGACGAGUGAGUCUGCUUGAAGCAAACCUGGCGUGGCCACAACUGAUCUCCCUCCGAGCUCGGUGAUGCUGAAGAUCUCCAGUGGCACAGCACCUCCUCCUCCCUCAACGGCGCGCACACCACCUCCUCGCCUUCAACACUUGGAGUAGACGGAAUGGUUGCACUACUUGCAUUUUAACCGAGGCUGCAUCCGCGUACUCGUAAAACCAUUAAGGACAAGAACAUUGGACAAGAAUAGAGCGAUGCCAUCUUGUGACGAAACCUCAAUCCAGUUGCGAAAGGAGCAGGAUGAAUUUAGUGCUCUCCAGAUUUUUGGCAUACCUUCAUGUCGGGCUCCAGGUCGCUCUCCAGAUGUUUAUUUACCCUUGUCAUCUGCAUCCCCAGCCCUGUCACAUCCUGGCACGCAUUGGGCACACAGUGCGCUUGGGUCCGCUCCUGCCGACCCGCCAGCAGUCCAGGAUACAGGGCGCACUCAACCGCGCCCUGGUCCACCUCCGACAAAGUGGGAACAACUUCUUGCCGUACAAUCUGAGCUUGGAAGUACUGUCCCGAGAACCGCUAAAUGGAGACCCGGAGUCAAUGUUCAGGUGCGUGUGUCAGGAUAUCGUUGUUCAGGGAGUCUCGGCUGUGCUUGCGUUCCCUCAGAGUCACGAGGAGCUCAUACAAGUGGAGUUCAUGUCCUCGUUUUUGGAAAUACCUUUCAUCAGCAUCAUUGAACAGGGUGAACCUCUUAAGACACAGAACCGCUUCCAUUUGCAGAUGAUGACACGGACUCCGCCUUCUGCAUUGUCGGAGCUGCUGUUAGCGGUGUUGCUGAAGGGAGGCUGGCAGGGUGGAGCGGCAGUUCUUUGUCCAGGAGGUGGGAACACUGUAAUGCUGGAAGAGCUUGAACAGUCAGGUCACCUAGGCCUGGAUGGAGCCCACUGGCACCUCUGGGAGACCCUCAACCUGUCCAGACUUGAGGAAAAAACAAGUGAAGACAAGGUGAUGGAGCUCCUCUCACAGCUCCUCAGCAGGACUCCUUCAGCUCCGGCGUCUUCCGUGGUGCUUUUCAGCUCCGACCCUGAAUGUACGGCCACGGUGCUGCGCAGUGCCCACCAGUUGAGCGUUGCAUUGCCCCCCAUGCACUGGGUCAUAGGAUAUCCUCUUAGUCUUGAUUCUCUACACUCCAUUGGCUCCCCGCUGGGUCUUCUGGCUUAUGGGGAGGUGAAUCGCAAGCCCCUGAACUUCUACAUCAGGGAUACCCUGCAGCUCAUUGGCAGAGCUGUGUAUGCAGCGACCAUGGUGAGACCGGACCUGGCACUCAUCCAGAACAUGGUCAACUGCUUUGACAAGCCCAAUAAACAUGAGCUACCCUCUUCUGGACAGUACCUUGCCAGGUUCUUGUCGAACACUUCGUUCAUGGGGCUGACAGGCCCGGUGCGAGUACAGCGCUCGCUCUCCAGGAUCCUCACCUCCCAGCGCUUUCACAUAUGGAGCCUACAGCGGGACCCUCUAGGCCAGCCAAGUUGGGUGACCGUGGCAAGCUGGCAGUCGGGCCGUCUGGAUAUAGAGGAGCAGAGCCUGUGGCCAGGCAUGACCCAGCACCACCGGGAGGGCGGUCCAGGGAUUAGGCUCGGCGGUCGCUGGCAGGCAGGACUCCCAGUGGCGGGGAGCAGAUUGCGGGUCGUGACUUUAGUCGAGCACCCGUUUGUGUUCACACGUGAGGUGGACGAGGAGGGCCAGUGUCCAGCGGGUCAGCUGUGCCUUGACCCUCAAACCAACAACUCUGAAGUCCUCAACCAGCUGUUCAGAGAGCUGGAGCAAACCAACAGCAGUUCACUGCCAACCGACAUGCGGAAAUGCUGCUAUGGAUACUGCAUUGAUCUGCUGGAGAAGCUAGCCGAGGACAUGCACUUUGAGUUUGACCUCUACAUCGUAGGCGAUGGGAAGUACGGGGCGUGGAAAGGGGGUAGAUGGACUGGUCUGGUGGGCGACCUGCUCAGUGGCGUGGCUGAUAUGGCCUUCGCCAGCUUUAGCAUCAACUCAGCUCGGAGCCGAGUGAUCGACUUCACCAGCCCCUUCUUCUCCACCAGUCUAGGGAUCCUGGUGCGCAGCAAGGACACAGCUGCACCCAUCGGUGCUUUCAUGUGGCCACUUCACUGGUCCAUGUGGGUGGGCAUCUUUGUGGCACUGCACAUCACAGCUCUUUUCAUCACCCUAUAUGAGUGGAACAGUCCGUUUGGCAUGACCCCGCAUGGACGCAACCGCAUUAGGGUCUUCUCUUACUCAUCUGCCCUGAACCUCUGCUACGCCAUUCUGUUCGGCCGGACCGUUGCCAGUAAAACUCCAAAGUGCUGGACGGGCCGCUUCCUCAUGAACCUUUGGGCCAUAUUUUGCCUGCUGGUUUUGUCCAGUUACACGGCCAACCUGGCGGCUGUCAUGGUGGGGGAGAAGACCUUUGAGGAGGUGUCAGGGAUUCAUGAUGUCAAGCUCCAUCACCCGUCUCUUGGGUUUCGCUUCGGCACCGUUCGAGAAAGCAGUGCUGAGGACUAUGUGAAAAAGAGCUUUCCUGAGAUGUACGAGUACAUGAGACGCUUCAACAAGCCCACCACUCCGGAUGGAGUCUCUACACUCAAGACAGAUCCCCCUCAGCUAGAUGCCUUCAUCAUGGAUAAGGCUUUGCUGGACUACGAGGUGUCAAUAGAUGCAGACUGCAAACUCCUGACUGUAGGAAAGCCAUUUGCUAUUGAAGGUUACGGGAUCGGGCUACCCCAGAACUCUCCUCUCACCCGAAAUGUGUCUGAAUACGUCAGCCGCUACAAGUCUGACGGUUACAUGGACAUGCUGCACGACAAGUGGUAUAAAGUGGUUCCCUGUGGGAAGAGGGUUUUUGCUGUGACAGAGACUCUGCAGAUGGGAAUCCAGCAUUUCUCGGGGCUGUUCGUGCUGUUGUGUGUGGGGGUUGCAGGUGCUUUACUCACUCUGCUGGGGGAACACACUUUCUUCAGAUUCAUUCUGCCUCAACUCCGUCGCCAGCAGAGAUUCAAAUACUGGCUCCACACCAGUCAGAAAAUCCACCGUGCAUUGAAUAUGGGUUGUGAUGAAGAGAGGAAAUCAGAGGUUGAGAGCAGUGGCAGAUGUCCCACCUUGUGCUUGUCAGAGAACUGUAAUCUCCACCGCCUGCCAUCCUCCACUUCUUCUCCUCCGCCCUCCAACUCCUCCACUUCCCCUUCCACUUCUACAACCAAGUGGAACAAUCAGAGUGUCAAGGCUGGUCGAGAGGCCAAAGAACAUAACAAGCAUGUCCACUUUAACCUGGAGACUCUCAACAGCUACCAGCUCCAAGCUCCACCCCCUGGGCCAGAAAGGGGCCGUAGGGGGUUGGUGGGAAGCCCGCCUACCCAGUUGUGUUCCAAUGGCGGACCUAACCUCGGUCUUAGCCUGGUGCUCUCCCCCCCGGCCUGCUCAGGACAGUCAACGCCGUGGGAAGAGGAGCUGCUGGAGCUGCACGGGAGGAUCGAGGAGUUUCGCGGCCAACUCAGGGCCGCCCUUGCCAGGCGAGCCGAGCUCCAGCGGACCCUGGUCAGACAACGGCUCGGUCAAUCCCAAACAAGCCCGGCAUCUAAUCCCACCACCAACACCCUGACCAAAGACAUCAACAGGGGGAGGUGAUGUACGCUAUGUGUCCGGAUACUCACAAAGGCAGUGGAUAUGAGGGGAUAAGGGACGUCCUCUCAUCUGAGAAGUCGUGCUGUGCAAUGUUCUGCCUUCUCCUUUCUCAAUGACUGCUGGAGUGCUGUCGUGAUGGAUGAAACACUCUGUGAUGGAAAUUUAGCUUGUAAUCCUCCAGUUUGGCUGACUUCCAGCCUCAGAGAGAAAGCAUUUAUCUCUCUGUGUGUGUGUGUGCGUGUGUUUGUGUGUUUAAAGCCAGACCACUGGACAGAGAAAAGACAUUUAAUUCACCAUUCGCUAGCCAAGGUGAAUAUUUGCACCCACAGACCUCCAGCAUGAAAAUAGAUUCUUUUUGUAAAUAAUUCAAUGGGAUUAUUUAGUGGGAUAAGCAGCAAUGGAUCUCGUCUCAGUCUCGGACGGCAGGCCCAUGGAUCACCCACAGUCCGCUCAGUGACCGGCUGAUGCUUAUUGCACACAAAAAUAACAUCUCUAGUUCUGAUCGGAUUGGCAGGUGUUUAGCAACUUUUGGAAAUAAAGGCACAUAGAUUUUUUUACAAUCUGAGCUGUUCAUGUUAAGAGUUGAUACAAUGAGGAAGAACUAAUACCUAGAUUUGACAAGGUUAAUUACAUCAGGGUUUGGCUUGAAGCAAAUUAGCAAGUUAAAGCAUCACAGUGCAGUUUUUUACCUUACCUGAAUAGCUUCAUUGCCCUCAGUUGCCUCUGAGCGGAAAAGGAAGUGUCGCGUGAUAUCAGGUCUCGCGAUACAACAAAUUGCUUUACGGGAGGAAAGAUCUGCUAAAAUAAACGUUAAACAGAAAGAACCUGGCGCCGUAUACAUGCGGUGUUCGAGGCGUAUACAAUACAGACUGCCGACAGUACAAUAGGGUGCAGCUCUUAAAGGGGCCACACCUUAUUUCCACUCGUUACAGCUUCCAUCCUACUGAACAGGUACCGGUAUACAGGGGGAGAGGAUCAGGCCUUGAGUGCAGACACAUCUCUGCAUGACUGCUAUUUACGACAGUACAAGUACUCCACAGCGACUCUAGGGGUCACAGUUUGACAAAAACGGAAAUGCUGCAUAGUGCUGCUUUAACUAUAUAUCCAUGAGAAGAACUACAUUCAGAUGUGUUUUCUGAAUUAUGUUCAUGAUGGAACUUCAGACAUCACAUUUUGUGCUAUUUUCAGGUGUUUUUGUGCCGCAAUUGAUGGAAAUUUCAUUUUAUGGAGCACCACACAUGACGAGCGUCAGAAUGGCCAUGAAUUAACAAUUCGUUCCCACAAAUUAUGAUGCUUUAUUUAGUUUCCGUUCAUCCGUUGCUACACUAAGUUACAUUGUGACCACGUUGUAAAAAUGUGUUCUCUCGUUUCAUAAAAACAGGCAAAUGAAUUAUUACAACGUAGCUAAACAACUAAUUAAUAAAUCAUGGUCACAAUAUCUUGGGGUCUUUUCCCCUCUGUAUGCAGUGAGCAGAGCCUCAUACAUGUUCAGUUUAUUAUUAUUAUUAUUAUAUUAUCCAUUUCAAAUAAUCCAAGCCCAAAGGGCACAUAUAAAACAAACGUGUCAAUCAGUUGGCCUCUUCCUGUCUGAGUGGGCGGUUCUUGGCCAAAAUAAGCUGCCAAGGACCAAACUUCCAAUUUUGAUUAAGCCACUUGUCUUGCUGUGGUGUAUUUUUUUCCACUUAUAAUCUUUGAAUAAAUAUAUUGUUUGCUUGUGUGUUUUAACGCUGAUAAAGUAUGAUUCUGUUUGAGAUGUUUGUCACUGGCCUCUGAUACAUAAUCUAAAUGUUAUAAAGUCUGAAAGUUACUGCAUUUACUAUUAUUAAUAAACACAUUUUCAUUUA
Messenger RNA from Pimephales promelas (fathead minnow), 5559 nucleotides. RefSeq names its product glutamate receptor, ionotropic, N-methyl-D-aspartate 3Ba (gene grin3ba). Gene Ontology annotation, molecular function: ligand-gated monoatomic ion channel activity; signaling receptor activity. Gene Ontology annotation, biological process: monoatomic ion transport. Gene Ontology annotation, cellular component: membrane. NCBI's taxonomy places the organism in Eukaryota, Metazoa, Chordata, Actinopteri, Cypriniformes, Leuciscidae. The record is from RefSeq and is a predicted model, not a curated record.